AUGUCGGUCGCCUCCAAGAACCUGUUUGACCUCCUCGGCAAUGACAUCGAGGAUGGCGAAGCCAACAAGGGUCCCGUGAAGACAGUCGACAAGAUUGCUCCUCGCACCACCAAGCGCGACGUCGAGCCCGUGGCCCCGUCGAAGCCUGCUUCCGCCAACACCGGACGCCGUGGACCUGGAGGCAACGAGGGAGCUUUCCGUGAUAGAAACGCUGGCCACUCUGCCAACCAGCGAAGAACCACCGACGAGGCUCCUCGUGGCGGUUCCCGUGGCGGCCGUGGUGCCCGUCAACGUGGUGGCCGUGGUGGUGGCUACCCCCGCGAUCGCGAUGACCGUCACACUAAGGGUCUGGCCAGCGGUUCCGAGAAGCAGGCUGCCCAGUCUUGGGGCGCCCAGGAGGGUGCUGCCGAGCAGAAGGACGAGCAGGCUGGCGAGGAGAUUGCUCAGACCGAGCUGAAGGAGGCUAUUGCCGAGGACGGUGAGGGUAUCGAGAACCCCGCCGAGCCGGAGAACAAGAACAUCUCCUACGAGGACUACCUCGCUCAGCAGGCUGAGAAGAAGCUUGCCCUCGGUGGCUCCCUCAACGUCCGCAAGGCCAACGAGGGCUCCAAGACCGACAAGAAGUGGUCCGCUGCCAAGGAGCUCGUCAAGGACGAGAGCGAGGACUUCAUCGCUGCCAGCGCCGGCAAGACCAAGCGCGAGCGUGAGCGCAAGCAGAAGGCUGUUGUCGACAUCGACCACUCCUUCGUUGAGCAGGACCGUCCCCGUGGCGGUGCCCGUGGUGGACGUGGUGGCCCCCGUGGUGGCCGUGGUGAGGGUCGUGGACGCGGUGAGGGCCGUGGCCGUGGCGCUCCCCGUGGUGGCCGCAGCGAGAACCCUGCCGUCAACCCCAGCGAUAAGAACGCUUUCCCCAGCCUCGGCGCAUAA
Molecule: messenger RNA, 927 nt
Organism: Pestalotiopsis fici W106-1
Lineage: Eukaryota; Fungi; Ascomycota; Sordariomycetes; Amphisphaeriales; Sporocadaceae
Exons: 6
Coding region: 1-927 (308 amino acids)
Cellular component (GO): cytoplasm; nucleus
Molecular function (GO): RNA binding
Source: RefSeq, a predicted model, not a curated record